This is a messenger RNA of Malus domestica (apple), 1573 nucleotides long. The record is from RefSeq and is a predicted model, not a curated record. NCBI's taxonomy places the organism in Eukaryota, Viridiplantae, Streptophyta, Magnoliopsida, Rosales, Rosaceae.
CUUGAAAAAAUAAAACUUUCCUCAACUUCUAUACCGGUGUUCCGGCUAGUGAAAAUUUCUAGCUCCUCUAACCCUAACUUCGCUGAUCAAUCAAUUUUAGUUACAAUUAGUUGGUGUUAACUACGGGUUUUCACUUAUUUGCAGCGAUCUUGUCAAAGAUGACUCAUUCGCGAACAAAAUUGAAGAAAUUCGGAAAGCUAUCUGAGUCCUCUUUGAAAAGAAAUAUGGAGUUGGAUAGAAUUAGCAACUUACCAAGUGACGUUUCAGAACAAAUUUUGUCAUUUUUGCCUAUUAAGGAGGCGGUGAAGACAAGUGUUUUAUCCAGCAGGUGGAGGUACAAAACGGCUACACUUCCACAUCUUGUGUUUGAUAAUCAGUGUUUUCCGACCAAACCCUUUACAACCUUCGAGCACAUUGUUGAUCAAUUACUUGUACUUCAUGUUGGCCCCAUACACACAUUCAGGCUUGUCCAUGAAGUUCCUACAGCAACUGGUCAUAUUGUUCGAUGGAUUCUUCAUCUAUCAAGAAAUGCUAUCAAGGAGUUCAUACUUGAUGUUUGGAGAAAGAAUCCCUACAAGAUGCCUUCAUGUUUUUAUUCUUGUCAAGAUUUGGUUAGGUUGACGUUAUAUAAUUGUUUACUUAAACCGCCUUCCACAUUCAAAGGCUUCAGGAGUUUGAAGAACCUUUAUAUUCGUGAAGUUACAAUUGCCCAAGAUGUAUUGCAAGCUCUGAUUGAUUGCUCUUCUCUUCUUGAGAGAUUAGCUUUGAGAACAUGUAGCGGAAUUAGCCACCAUAAGAUUAAUGCACCAAACGUCCAAUUCUUUGACUUUGCAGGCUCGUUUGAAAAUUUAAAUCUUGAGAAUAUGUUAAAUCUUGUUGAAAUUUUCAUUGAUUUGGACUGUGUGAUUCCGUUAGAUUGGUUCCUAAUAGUUCUAGCCAUUUGGUCAAGUUUUUUGUUCACCUGCCACUUGUUCGAAGGAUCACAAUUCAGAGUGACUUUUUACAGGUAAUGAAUUGUGUGGUUUCAUACUUUAGUUUCAGGAUGAUUUACACGGCCAUGGGAAUUUGAGCAUAUUCAUUGAUUCUUCUGCUUUCUGCUCCCGUAUUUGGCUGAAGGCGCCUCGCCAGAAAAGCUUUCCAAACCAUGUCUAUGUCUGAAUUUUAUUUCCAUAACCAUUGGCUUCUGUUAUGUGGACGAAGUCUUAACUGCUCUAUGCCUUCUAGGAAGCGCCCCUGCUCUUCAAGAACUAAAAAUUCAGGCCAGUGUUUAUGGCGAGGACUCUGAGCAAGAAGUGAACUCUUGGUAUGAUGACAACCAGAACUGCCAGCUAAUUGCGACUUGUGACAACCACCAAUGUUUCUGGUUUCAAAGCUGAACUAGAUAUCAUCAGAUUUCUGCUUUCAUGUUCACCUGUGCUUGAGAGGAUGACCGAUGAGCCUGCUUCUGAUGUUGUUUCUUCAACAACAACAACGACAACAACAAAGCCUUUUCCCACUAAGUGGGAUCGGCUAUGUGAAUCCUAGAACGCCAUUGCGCUUGGUUUUGUGUCAUGUCCUCCGUUAGAUCCAAGUA